AGGUCAUUUUUUGAUUUUAUCAAUAGUUAUUUAAUGCCACGGAAAAAACCACCGAAAACCGACAAGAACUGACAAACCGACUCCGCUCAGAAUCGUUUUUCUUAUACAAUGAUAUUAUAUCAUUGAAUUCAAGUAUAAUACAAUCCAUAAUACAAUGACCCACUUUUAACCUACUGUACAGCAGAGCGACAUCCACUUGCCUGCUUUUUUAAUUUUAAUCUCAACUUACAUUUUUUGAUAUUAACUUAAUAGGUUUAAAAUAUUGGUUAACUUGCCCCCAUCCUUGUCAAAUGUACCGCAAACUGCAACGACGUUACUAAAUAUUGUACAUAUUGAAUAAUUUAAGUCUUCACACGACUAGUUAUAAUUUUGUCACAAUUAUAAUAAAAAAAUAUUAAUAUAUAUAUAUAUAUAUAUCAUAUAAUAUUACAUACAUAUCUAUGAUUUACCAUACUUAUUAGUUAUUAGUUAUUACUAUCACAUCUCUUUUCUCUGCAACUUUACACCCCCAAGCACUUCCCUAGUUGCGCCUAUGGGCUAUGACUGGCACUUCAACAAUCAAUGCUGUUUAAAUAUUUUAAAAACUAAAUCUAAUGAUAGCAAAAGCAUGUAAGAGUUAAAAUGAUUUUAACCCAUCGUGAUUAUGCCACCCGACGAUGGUUGAGUAUUAUAAAAAUAUAAAUCGAUACAAUAGUGAUCGUAUAGUGAACGUUUUGUAGUUCAACACCACUGCCUCCCCUCACAAAAUAGACCAUGAAGUGAAACUUCUUUACGGAGGCUACAGCUGGACAAAACUGAAUAAUCGCUUAUCACAACAGUUUUUCGAAAAAAAUUGGUUUUGACAGUGGUCUUUAAAUCACCCACACAUCGUAGAGCCGACGGAAAUGGUUUAUGUUACCUCACCAACAGGUUGUGGUCGAGUACCUAGAGGUAAAUUUAAAAUUUAAAAUAUCCCUGAACACGAGUGUCUGAGUGGUUUAGCGUUAUGAUUACCCCCCUCCCACACCAUAAACUUAAAGCCAGAAUCGAUUGAGCCUAACGCGAAGCUUAUCGUAGAGCGACGGGACUCAGACCAAACGUUUUGGUAUAACCUCGCGAAAAGAAAGAAGUUUCACUUCAAAUCCGUGAGUUUAUAUACUCGCAGCACUCUUUUUUUAUUUAUUCAGCUUGCGUCUACUGCGCUGUUUAUAUAUUUGCCUACUAUGCAGGUUUGCGCGUUUACAGGAAAUAUCGGCACUGUUACGCGCGGCAUCACAAACGAUCCGCCAACCCGACGUUCAGGUACCGGCCGCACGUGUCGGAGUGCGCAUCGCCGUCCUCCACCGUGGCUGCCGCCAACGACGACGGCUGCGAAGAAUCGCGACGGCAGUCAACCGAACAACCACCGGUGCAGCGGCAGUUACCGGCAUCGCAGAUGCCACCGACCACGACACUGCCACCAUCGACGCAACCUCUAACGCUGCCAUCAUUGACGCCACCUCCAUCACCUACUUCACCAGCACCACAACCACCAGCGCGCACCAACGGCUGGCCCCCGGGCCACGGGCUACACAAACACCUGUUGAUGAUCACCGGGCAGGUGUACCAGGAGUUCAUAAGUGAGUGUUCUGUAGCGGAACAGGCGCGUGACCUCCACGAACUCGGGUCGAAGCUCGAGCGACGGCCCGGGCUGUUCGGCGUCGGUGACUUCGUGCUGGUCCAGGUGGGCACGGGCUGGCGGCUCAACGUCCAGCUGCUUGACGUGCUGGUCGAGAGGCUGGGAAAUGUGUCCAUGUACGCGGACAAGAAGUACUACAGCAAAACGAUGACCAAACACUGCCGAAACAUCGGCGACCGGUGCACGCUGCUCGCCAACAUGGUGCCCGUCAUCGAGCAGCUGGAGCUUCGCCAGGAAUUCCUCAUCGGCGGUGGCGGUGGUGGCGGCAUGUACGACCCCGACUGGAUUCCGGUGCCCGCUGUUCCGCCCCUGCCCCGCAACUUCACAGGUGACACCGAGAAGCAAAUUGAAUACCUGACGUGGCGGCUGUGCGUCCGGGACAGGCGACAAAAUUUCUACUACAAACUCGACCAGGACUCGCCGCGGUCCCCCUUGAGUGAUCAAAGCGAUAUCGCCGAGAGUGACAAUGUUGUCUUCGAAACCAGCUUGUCACUCACCGACAUACUACCGAUCAAUCCAAAAAACUACGACAAAAACCGUGCGCCAAAAGUACAAGGGCAACCAACUAUUGUUUACUUCCACGUCACCGUGCUGUCUUUGGAUUCCAUUAACGAAGAAUCCAUGACGUACGUGGCGGACAUAUUCUUGGCGCAAAGCUGGCGGGACCAGAGACUCCGGCUCCCGGAAAAUAUGAGUGAAGACUACCGCAUACUGGAUGUUGAAUGGUUGCACGACAUAUGGCGACCCGAUUGUUUCUUCAAAAAUGCGAAAAAAGUCACGUUUCACGAGAUGAGCAUACCCAACCAUUACUUGUGGUUGUACCACGACAAGACGCUGCUGUACAUGUCAAAAUUGACGUUGGUAUUAUCGUGUGCGAUGAAAUUUGAAUCGUAUCCACAUGACACACAAAUAUGUUCAAUGAUGAUCGAAAGCCUGUCUCACACAACUCACGAUUUGGUUUUUAUAUGGAAUAUGACAGAUCCAUUAGUGGUAAAUCCAGAUAUCGAAUUACCUCAACUCGAUAUAUCAAACAAUAUAACUACCGAUUGCACAAUAGAAUACUCAACAGGGAAUUUCACAUGUUUGGCCGUGAUGUUCAAUUUACGAAGACGCUUAGGGUAUCAUUUAUUUCACACGUACAUUCCAUCGGCGCUCAUCGUUGUCAUGUCGUGGAUUUCGUUUUGGAUAAAACCCGAGGCCAUACCAGCUAGAGUGACGUUGGGCGUGACUUCUCUAUUGACGCUCGCCACUCAAAACACUCAGUCACAACAGUCCCUGCCACCUGUAUCCUAUGUGAAAGCCAUCGACAUAUGGAUGUCUUCGUGUUCGAUUUUCGUUUUUCUAUCCUUGAUGGAAUUCGCCGUCGUCAAUAACUACAUGGGACCGGUGGCGACCAAAGUGAUGAAAGGAUACUCAGAAGAAGACAUCCGAGGAGGCGACGAUUUCAAGGAACUGGACCCGAAAAACCGAAGUCCAAUCAGAAGUGUGGCCACCGUGGCCGCGGCACCGCAGUACCCGACUUUCUGCAAUGGCCGCGCAAUCGCACUUUACAUCGACAAGUUCUCACGGUUCUUUUUCCCGUUUUCGUUUUUUAUCCUCAACGUCGCCUAUUGGACAUCGUUUUUGUAAGUGAGGUGCCUAGCCUAUGGAUUUUUACAUUGUCCGACGUAAUAUGACUUAUAAUACUCGUCACACGACACAUUCUUGUUAAACGACGUCUACAUACAUCAUCGCUGAUGUACAUUAUUGUCGCCGUCAAUAUACCUAACGUCGAUGCAAAAUGUGUGCAUUUCACUAUUACUGUUACUUCUCGAACGUGUCCUUGGAAACUAUAGUAGAUAUUACAUUAUAUAUAGACGCAAUAGAAAUUACUCGAAAUUGACAUUUUUUAGAGGCAACCUAGUUUGAUAUUCGGAUUUUAUCCACUUGAAAACCCUGAUAAAUGCAUUAUUAAUUAAUUUACUGCCAUAUUUUUUAACUAAGUACGAGUAUAAAUACUGAAAUACUAGUAAACACUAAAUUAGCCCCCCUCCCAGGUUCAACCCUUACAAAACUCGGGGGCUAUCUUUGGCCCCUUCGUCACGCCUCUAUUAAUAGGUGGACCUUCCCCUACCUACCUAAAACUAUGCUCUACUAAUGAAAUUAUUAUUUUUUUUUUUUUAGUAAAACAUAUCAUAUUAUAUUAAGUUGCUGUAAUAAUAUAAUAUAAUUGUGUAAUUAAUUGAUA
Molecule: messenger RNA, 3884 nt
Organism: Acyrthosiphon pisum (pea aphid)
Lineage: Eukaryota; Metazoa; Arthropoda; Insecta; Hemiptera; Aphididae
Product: glycine receptor subunit alpha-4-like
Exons: 8
Coding region: 1415-3286 (623 amino acids)
Biological process (GO): monoatomic ion transmembrane transport
Cellular component (GO): membrane
Molecular function (GO): extracellular ligand-gated monoatomic ion channel activity; transmembrane signaling receptor activity
Source: RefSeq, a predicted model, not a curated record